Messenger RNA from Monodelphis domestica (gray short-tailed opossum), 5859 nucleotides. RefSeq names its product nuclear envelope integral membrane protein 1 (gene NEMP1). The record is from RefSeq and is a predicted model, not a curated record. NCBI's taxonomy places the organism in Eukaryota, Metazoa, Chordata, Mammalia, Didelphimorphia, Didelphidae. Gene Ontology annotation, cellular component: nuclear envelope.
CAGUCCAUGUCCCUCCAUCCUCAGAAAAACACUUUUGCCCGCGUGCUUGCCGAAUGGCUCCUUUCGGAGGACCAUUUCACGAGGUUUCUGCACAAGGCGCUGUUGCUGAACGGAGAUGGGAAGGAAGGGAGGCCUGGGAGGAGUAAGUGGGGAGGCUGUUUCACACAUAGCAGAAUGGCCAUCCUUGAGCACCAAAUCGAUUGAGAUUUCCCCAAGGAACCCGAGCUGUUUAAUGCCGGAGGACAGAAGCAGAUAUAGCAAUUAACUUCUAAGCUUUUGGGGAUGGAACAGAAAGGCUGAAAAACUGGACUGCAAUAAAAUCAAUAGCUGUUGCCUUCUUAGAAGUACAGAAAUUUUGCUAGUUUUCACAUUGUUUCCUACCAGCUCUGGACAAGUGAUCUCUUCGAAGGCCAAGCUGGAAUCGAAGUCCAAGUGGUAAUGCUUCAGGAAUCCCAGUUUCAUUAUGAGACUAGUAGCCAGCAGUUCUGCUACAAGAACACCCUUGUCCCAAGGUGGCACGAGUUGUGGACCCGUGUGAUGAUCCGGGUGAACAGUUCCAGGGUAGUGAGAGUCACCCAAGUGGAAAAUGAAGAAAAACUGAAAGAGCUCGAGCAGUUCAGCCUCUGGAACUUGUUCUCCUCCUUCCUGAAGGAGAAGCUGAACGACACCUACGUCAACGUGGACCUCUACAGCACCAAGGUCUGCCUCAAGGUGGAGGUCCUGGAGAAAGACACCCAGUACAGCAUCAGCCUGGCCCGAAGAUUUGACCCCAAACUCUUCCUAGUUUUCCUCCUUGGACUUUUGCUUUUCUUUUGUGGGGACUUAUUAAGCAGAAGCCAGAUUUUCUACUACUCCACUGGGAUGAGCCUGGGGAUUUUGGCCUCUCUGCUAAUUGCAAUUUUCCUGAUGUCCAGGUUCAUGCCCAAGAAAAGCCCCAUCUACAUCAUCCUGGUUGGAGGCUGGUCCUUUUCCCUGUACCUAAUACAGCUGGCUCUGAAAAACCUACAGACCAUCUGCCGGUUUUACUGGCACUACCUUCUAAGUUACAUGCUCGUGGUGGGCUUCGCGAGCUUUGCCGUGUGCUACAAGUACGGCCCCUUGGAGAACGAGCGCAGCAUCAACCUGCUCACCUGGGCCCUGCAGCUGACGGGCCUGCUGCUCAUGUACUCCAGCAUCCAGAUCCGGCAGAUCGCCUUCGCCCUCAUCCUCAUCGCCUUCUGCACCAAAAACCUCGAGUACCCCAUCCAGUGGCUUUACACCACCUACAGGAAGGUGUGUAAGGCAGCAGAAAAGCCGAACCCCCCUCGCCUCCUGACCGAGGAAGAGUACCGGAUCCAAGGGGAGGUGGAGACCCGCAAGGCCCUUGAGGAGCUCCGAGGCUACUGCACCAGCCCCGAGUUUUCUGCGUGGAAGGCCGUGUCUCGGAUCCAGUCUCCCAAAAGGUUUGCCGACUUUGUGGAAGGAUCUUCUCACCUCACACCCAGUGAAGUCUCUGUCCACGAGCAAGAGUAUGGCCUCGGGAGCAGUUUUGCAGAGGACGAGAUCUUUGCGGACAUGUCCUUCGAGGACGAGGAGGAGGAGGACGUCCUGUGUCCCCCGGUGCUACAGAACCAUUUAGUGUCUUAGGGGCUGCCUCGGUAUUUUCACACAGACUGAAUCCCUUCAAGCGCUCGCGCCCUCGCACUCGCUGCGUGUGUGUCCGAGGGUUUCCUGGCCCCCUGAGGCUGGCAUGAGAUGCCACUUUAGAGGAGCCUCAGGGGCCUCCUCUCUGAACCCCUGCUGGCGUGUAAGGAUCUCGCGGGACGCCAGGGCCCGAGUCAGCUAACCAAAGAAUAGGGGCCCUUCCUUCCAGCGCAGGCGAGUCCCCUGCUCCCCUUCUCUCCAAUCGCAGGCCCUCUCACCGUGCCGUUCCUGCUGAUGCUUUCAUAGCCCUGGUAUUGGGCUUGGGCCCAUCGCAAUGCCCGAGUACUGCCAUUCAGUACUAGUGCAGACGUGUCUUCAGAGAGAGGGCGGGGAAAGUCUCCAUCUCUGCCUCUUCACAGGGAAGUGCACACGUCUCUGGGAGCUUCCUGUAUCCCCACCUUGGUUCAGAUGGCUUCAGGCUGAGCUUUGGAUUUGGCCUUUUGAGGAGAAGUUGCAUUUCUUUCUCUUUGAUUUUGACUGAAAUUAAAAUAAGUUGAUGCUUCAAUGUGGCAAGAAUCAUUGGAUCACACUGUUACACUUGUCAGCCGUUUUAAGUCUCAGGAAUUAGAGUGGUUCGACUUUGGAUUAAUUUCCUCUGGUCACAAGAGACUUUUUAAGGGUUCCUUAUGGAACGUGACACUUCAUCUAAUACUAUCAGUUUUCAUUCCCUUCGUUGGUCCCCUGUUCCAGGAAUUGUCUCCUGCUUUACCCUUGAAGUGGUUUUAGCUCAUUGUUUCAUCAGCAGUUUUGUUGGUCUUUUCCCAGAAAAGCCACUUAGCUUUGUCUGGGUCGGUUGGAGUGGGAUAGUCGGUGUCAUUUUGUUCUGGAAACUUUUGCAUACUUUUCCCCUAGAAGUUCCUUCCCCCUUUAUGCACUCAGGGACCCCCUGCCUUGGAGUUGCCAGAGAAACCAGGCAGUGUGUCUGCUCCCUCUUCCUCUUUCUGUCUCUUUUUUCCCUUCUUUGCACCCCGUGCAGUCUAGGGGGGCCAGUGGAAGAGGCUUCAUCUAGGAUAUGGUCUUCUCAGAGCAGGAGUUUUCUGCCAUGUGCCUCUGGAAUGGGGACUGGGGACAUGAGGGCAAGGAAGUUGUUUUAGUCUCCCAGUAAAAGCUUCCUGAUUAAAAAAAAAAAUCCCUCUUUAUUCAGCUGCCCGGCGUUGAAGGGAGCAGCCAAUUUGACCUCAGGAUGUCCUCUCGCCCUUGAAGGAACGGAAGCAUUUCCGUGAUCUUUUCCAUCGUGUGUGGCUCCGGCUCUUUAUCGGCUGAGAUGGAGGGCCUAAACCUUCGUUUCAGUCUCUCACCAGAAGAGAGGCUACCACCGACAAUGGGGUCUCAGAAGAGCCUUCCAUCCUGCGUCGGGUGGCCACGCUGCCAAGUGCCUUUUUCUCGUUUGACUUGCCUUGAUGUCAUUCAGGAACCUCGUGGAAUUUAGACCUCUUAGAAAAUUAAAUUUGCUUAGAGAAGAGAAGUCCAUCAGAACAGCUUACUCGGGUGUGGGCUUCACAAAGCUCUCCCGUCCCAUUGGGAACAGGAACGCAAUGGUGACUCUUGGGCAGGGAUUCUCAAAUGCCUUGAGCUCAGCAGCUGACUUUCAAAAUGGCGGUCCUGAGACGAUCCUCUGUGUGGCCAGUGACAUGAUACAGUCGUUGGGGGAAAAGAAUAAGUAGUGCAGGAGUGGGUUAUUGCCAGUGGCACUUCCCAAAACCUAGGAUAACCCCGAGGUAUCGUGAGUAAUCCCGGACUGGAUGUUCGUUCCUCAGAAAAGGAAGGGGCAGCCCCAUAGUAGGAACGGAAGAAUCUAGUGCUUGUUGGAUAGGAUGGGGAUAUGGGUGCGAGGAAGGAAUUUCCUGGGAGUCCUUCGAGCCCUGGAGGAGUAUAUUGCUUCUCUGGGAGGGAGAGGAAGAAUCUUAGACAUCUCCUUUGGGAGACUUGCUUGGGCCCUGGCCGAUUUGCCUGCUCCCAAACAAAGCUCUCCCUUUUGGGGUUGGUAUUCAGUAGAGUAGACUGAUGAAGCCAGUCCACCUGCCUUGCCUGAGUCGGGGCGAGGUGGAGUGGGAUGAUUUGUGCCCUUCCUUCCGAAAGGUGCUUCUGUGCAGGGGCAGCAGGAUCACAUUUGACAUUUAUCUCCUUGGAAGUCGGUGCAGAUGGCAGCCCUGCCGAAGCCCCAAACAGACCUUGAAAGCCAAGGACCGGCUCUUUUGUGUUGUCAUGACCUGGGCUCGAGCUCCCUCCUUGUGUUGUUCUGCCCCAGGUGCUUCAGGGCUGUGCUGAAGAGAUUGCUUGGCUUCUGAGCUUCCCCCUCUGCCGCUUAGCCUCCUGCCUCAGUCGCUACUUGAAGCCCCCAUUUAAUUUUCUUUGUCAGUCAGAGCUGCAAUUUCAGCUCUGCCUCUUCUCUGGGUUCCAGACGGAUUUCAUCAAGGACGACUGAGGGGAUAACUACAGAGUGGGCUGAAUGUUGCAGCCGCGUCUGCUGCCCUACAUCAGGCCAGAAAUUGGCCCAAGGGCCCUCUUUAAUCAACGCUGGCCAUCUCUUGCCCUGUGGGGAGGGAAGCCUGGCUGCCUUGAUCUGCCAAUCGGAUUCUGCCAGCUUCAAUUCAGUCGCCAUUGGACCCCUUCCCAGACCUCGUCAGAAGCUCCCAGCAGCCCCCUUUAAUCCCACCAAAAAUGAGUGAUCUCUAGCCAGAUCUCUUACUCCUGUGUCGCGGGGGCCAGGAAUGACCCUUUGGAUCCCAAUGUUCUGAUCCACCCCAGCCCAAAUCAGAGCAUCUCCGUGUAUGUGGGUGCGAUCUGUACAGCUUGGGGGUAGGAAGGGACCAGAGAGAACCUGGUAAGUCGCAUCCAAGCACUGAUAUCUUCCUCCCAAGCCUUGAAAGUGGAUUGGACUUGGUCCCUUGGUCCCUGGGACUUUGCUUCCCCUCUGCAGAUCCCACCCCAGCCAGAAGGCAGAGCCCCACGGAAGUGGGUGGAAGAACGUUCCAGGUUGCAUGCUGUUUUUCUUUGAAAUGAAGGGAGAGUUAGAGAAGAGGAAAUGAGAUGGCCUUUAAGUAUCCCCUCCGGCCCAGUCAGACAACACCCCAUGGAACUGUCGGAAUGGAUCGGAACCGCCGACGAGGGUCGUUUCCCAUUUGUUGUGUCUACACGUUCUGCCAGCACUGAAACCAAGUAAUGAAUCUAUAAAACAGACAUUGCCCACAGCCAAUGCACGCUUCUGGCUUCUGCAGGAACAGGAGUAAACUGAACUAUGCAAGUAGUGGAGCUCGGGCUCCUGUGAAAUCUUGGCUCUAGUAUCAAUACGGGUUUGGAAUUUGCUUUUUUAGUAAAUGAAACCUUGGGAAUCAGGUUCCAGUUCCGAACUAGGGAAGGGUUUCCCUUAGGUUUUACAAGCUAAGGCUGACUCCUGAGCAUUCAUUCAAUCAUUCAACAAACAUUUAUUAAAGGGGCAGCUAGGUGGCUCUGGAUAGAGAGCCAUGCCUGGAGUUGGGAGGUCCUGGGUUCAAAUCUGUCCUCAGAUACUUUCUAGCUGGGUGGCCCUGGGCAAGUCACUUAACCCCAAUUGCCUAGCCCUUACUGCUCUUCUGUCUUGGAAUCAAAACUCAGUAUUGAUUCUAAGACAGAAGGUGAGGGUUUUAAAAAAACGUUUUUAAGCACUCACUGUGUACUGAGUAUUGCAUUAGGUGCUGAAGUUGUUAGAAAGCUCCUCCUCCUCUUGGAGUUAAAUGCCUUAAGGGUGAAAGCUGGCAUUCCAGGAGCACUAUUGAGGCAACUUUACACCAAGACCACUGCCCCUUAGCAGGCUCUUGGCCUCACCUAAUGCCUCUUUCCUCUGUGACAAGUUUGAAGAUGGUGACAGUGUCUUGAGUCACUCCCAGGAAGUUACUUGUGUUUAAAUCCAUUUUGGGUCAAGCUAAUCAUUACUGAUGAGAGGCAUUAAAUCUCAGCUGUGCUCUUCUCAGAGUAGACUGGGUCCGCCAUGUGCCUUUGGAAUGGAGGGAGGGAAGGGGGAGUAUUGGCUGGUGGGCAGUGCCUCAAUGCUUGCCUUUUUAAAAAGGCGUUUCUGUUACGUGUUUGGAAUGUCUUUGUAGCCUCCCUUCAUCCCUCUCCCCCUUUAAAAAAUAUUUUAUUCACUUGAUCUUUGUCAUAUAGCUUGUAAAAAGUUUUAAUAAAGUUUUAUACACUGCA